UCUGGCAGGCGGCCGGGAGCCUUAACGAGGCUUUAAAAAGCUCGUCAAGUCGAAAUAUCCCGAAAUAACCGAUCCGGCGUCGCCUUCGCCGGGAGGAGGACGAGGAAGAGGCUCCUGCUCUUCCUCCCCCGCGGGAGUUGGGGGUCGCAGGUGGGGGGGGAGGCGGCGGGUGACGGUGAAAUGGAGCUUUUCGGGAGCUUUGUCCGGCCCCACGGUGAGCCCUUGGGGUUCCCAGCAGCUCGUUCCGGGAGCGCGGGCGCGGUGAAGACUUUGGGGAACACUUAUCAGUUCACAGUGGACGUCAGCGACUUCGCCCCCGAGGACAUCGUCGUCACCACCUCCAACAACCAGAUCGAGGUGCACGCCGAGAAGCUGGCUGCGGAUGGCACCGUCAUGAACACCUUCACCCACAAAUGCCAGCUGCCCGAGGACGUGGACCCCACGUCGGUGUCGUCCUCGCUGGGGGACAACGGCACGCUGACCAUCCGUGCCCAGCGCCGGCCGGCCAAGCACUCCGAGCACGUCCAGCAAACCUUCCGGACUGAGAUCAAGAUCUGAGGGGUCCGGGGGGCUCUUCCCGCCCCCCCCUCCCCUCCCUCGUUAAUGAUUUGGGCGCUUUGGGAAGGAGGUGGGAUGUGGGGUAGGGAAUGGGAGCGCUCCCUCUGCCCUGGGGUCAGACCUGUCCUGAGCUGCAUCCCGGCACCCACCGGAGAAACUCCGGAGGGGAGUCCCACCUGCAGCAGUUUUCAGCUGGCGCGUGUUGAGGGGGAAGAUCCAGCGUGCCAAGAGUUCCCCCCGGGAGCCAGGUUCCCUUCCCAACCCUCCACCGGAGCUUGUCUUUGUAUAUACAGCUUGGGAUAAAUUAU
Myiozetetes cayanensis is the source of this 866-nucleotide messenger RNA. RefSeq names its product heat shock protein family B (small) member 7 (gene HSPB7). Gene Ontology annotation, cellular component: cytoplasm; nucleus. The transcript is spliced from 3 exons. Gene Ontology annotation, biological process: heart development. Bases 181 to 558 code for a protein of 125 amino acids. The record is from RefSeq and is a predicted model, not a curated record. Lineage: Eukaryota; Metazoa; Chordata; Aves; Passeriformes; Tyrannidae.